AUGGCCUCCAACAGCAGCUCUGCCAGCUGCGGCAUGCAGGUGGACGCGGCGCCGAUUGGCGGGCGGCGGCGCGUGCCUGCUGCCGGUGCCGCGCUGGAGGCCAUCGUGCUAGACCCGGCGGCGGCGGGGCUGGGGGACAGCGCGGCACCCAGCCUGGCCGCCCACCAUGGCCCGCCGCUCUGCUCCUCCCCGUCCCCGCCGACACCGCCACCCGCGCCCCAUUGCCCGCGGGGAACCCGGCGUCUGUCGGAAACUGGGGCCGGGAUACGGCGGAGCGAAGGCGCGGGGACGCGAGGGGGUCUGCGCGCCGCCGCUUCCCUGCCCCACAUCGCGCGGGGCCGCUGGGAAGAGGGCGGCGGGCGGCGGAGCCCCUGCCUGCUCGUAGCGCUGCGGCCGUGCAAUGUGGAGGCGGAGCGGGAGCGGUUCUUCCGCGCCAGCUUCGCGUAUGACCCGCAGUUCGAGUACGCUGAGCCCGUGCCCGCCGCCGUGCUGGAUAGGUACGCGGCCGCCUCCGAUCGCUUCGUUGCUCAGGCAAUCAGGAUCAUUCGCGCUGUUCUGGAGAAGUAUGGGACCUAUGAGAGCUUCGAAGUCGCCACGGGCGGGAGGCUGCUGAGCAAGUGCCAGAUCUGGUCUGUGAUCCGAAAGUACAUGCAGAAGGAAGGCUGUGUGGGAGAGGUGGUGGUGCAGCUCACUGACGACCUCCUGUCCCAGGCGGUGAUGAUGGUGGAGGACAGCCGGCCGACACUGGCCAUCAACCUGGCUGGAGCCCGGCAGCACUGGCUGGAGGGGAUGCUGCGCCACGAGAUCGGCACCCACUACAUCCGGGGGGUAAACAACACCCACCAGCCCUGGCACAGCUCCGAGGGCCGCAAGCAGUACAGCCUGAAGCCAGCCAACCCCACAGAGGAAGGCUUGGCCAGCCUGCACAGCGUCCUCUUCCGCAAGCAGCCCUUCCUGUGGCGGGCAGCCCUGCUCUACUACACCAUCGAGCGCGCCAGCCGCCUCUCCUUCUCCGCCCUCUUCCAGGACCUGGAGCAGUAUGUCCAGGAUGCCGGUAUCCGGUGGGAAUACUGCGUGCGGGCGAAGCGGGGCCAGACCGACACCUCGCAGCCAGGCUGUUUCAGUAAGGACCAGGUCUACCUGGACGGGAUUCUCCGCAUCCUGCGCCAUCGGCAGACCAUCGACUUCCCAUUGCUGGCCGCACUUGGAAAGGUCUCCUAUGAAGAUGUGAAUCGGCUGAAAAAAUUUGGGGUCCUGGAGAAGGCCCGCAUCCCCCAUUUCAUGCAGGACCUGGAGCGGUACAUGAAGCAGCUGGACCACAUCGUCACCACCAACGGCCUGAAUGAGGAGGAGCUGGAGCAGCUGCUGCCUGACUGAGGGGCAGCAAUCCCCCAAAGCCGGCACCCCAAGGGUGUAACUGCUGGGAUUUACGUGAUAUGUAUUGGGACUGGAGCCUUGAGGAGUGGGCAGAGCCUGGGCCUCCCUCUGCGCCCAGGCGGCUGCUGUGCAUGUUCUGCUGUGUAGGGUAGCACUGGUGUGGUUCGUGUUGAUAUCGUGUCCCCCACACCAUCCCCUCUGCACUUGUGGGGAUGGCUGCGUGGUUCCACAUGGCUCUGAGGAGCUGGACAAGAGGGUUCAGAGGGAGCAAGGGCAAAGCUGUAGCAUGUGCUGGCACGCCAGACGAGGCUAUGCAGGGCAGUUGUAGUGGGGGGGGAUGUCCUUAAGGUACAUGGGGUGCUCCCAGCAGAGUGAGGGGCACCUACUCAGGGCUUGGGGCUCUGGCCUGUGCUGUCAGGGAAUAAGGGCUGGCCCAUACCCACUGAUCACCCCAUGCAUGUGUUCCCCCUCCCUAUUCUUUCCCUCAUGCAGCAGGAAGGAUUUUAACCCCUCCAAAUCCCUGCUCUCCACCCCGGAUAUUUGCCCACCAUUAACCAUCGCCCUGCAGCCACUGCCUGGCUCUGAGGACUCAGGGUGGGAAUUGGGCUUGUUGUUAGAAAAAAGCAUGUAAUAAAACUGAUGUCAUGGAAA
Strigops habroptila (Kakapo) is the source of this 2028-nucleotide messenger RNA. RefSeq lists its product as uncharacterized. Bases 1 to 1377 code for a protein of 458 amino acids. NCBI's taxonomy places the organism in Eukaryota, Metazoa, Chordata, Aves, Psittaciformes, Psittacidae. The record is from RefSeq and is a predicted model, not a curated record. The transcript is spliced from 7 exons.